This is a messenger RNA of Hyaloscypha bicolor E, 885 nucleotides long. RefSeq lists its product as uncharacterized. Lineage: Eukaryota; Fungi; Ascomycota; Leotiomycetes; Helotiales; Hyaloscyphaceae. The coding region runs from base 45 to 713 and encodes 222 amino acids. The transcript has 3 exons. The record is from RefSeq and is a predicted model, not a curated record.
CUUGCAGCGAACCCCACACCUCGCAUAUCUUUCUUGAAUUUCCGAUGAAGUCGUUGGAAGCAAUGUAUUUCCAUAGACAGCGUCUGAUUACUGGGCUUUAUGGACUCCUCUUCUGCCUCUCCCUCACACGAGCUCAAGAUACGCUACCGCAGACGAUCUUCAGCCUUCCCAAUUUUUCCUCGCAGAAACCAUGCGCACAAGCCUGUUUCACCACCGGCCCAAUAGGCGGCUGUUUCCAAGACAUGGUUGGCGAUGCUCUGGGUUGUGUAAAUGACAACGAGUGCGGUCUUGGAUCUCGCGGCCUUGCUCCCAAUAACUGCUAUUGCCGGACCGACUUUCAAUCAAUCGCUGAAUCAUUUCUUACCUCCUGUGUUAAAAGUGGUUGUACCGUCGGAGACUCCUCUAUCGAUAUCUCGAGCGCGGGUAGCAUCUACAUCGAUUACUGUUCAUCCCAAGGCUUCCCUGUCAACGUUCCCGCCUCUACUACUCACAAUCCGCAAGCUACUACAACUGUAGCAUCGCCCUCUCUACAACGAACAUCGCCUACUAAUAGUGGGGAUUCAUCCGCAGCUCCAGUACCAUCAAGCAGCUCGACCACAGAUACAAAUUCAAUCGCGAUUGGGGUUGGUUUGGGUGUCGGUAUCCCAGCUAUCGUGGUGGCAAUUUUGGCUUGGUGCUUUCCGUGCGGCCAUCGCAGGGCAAGGUUGAAGUGAAGACGGAUAUUUGUUGGAAGUCUGGGGAAGGCUUGGAACAGAAUUGUGGCCGCGUCUUCAAAUGAUACCUGCAGCAACGAGGCAGCUGGAGAGUAUUCCCUUAAACAUCAUUACCCUGUGCUAGUUCUAAACCUAGUGCCCUUCCCAAGACCGCUUCUCGUCAACAUUAUGU